Mizuhopecten yessoensis (Yesso scallop) is the source of this 525-nucleotide messenger RNA. RefSeq names its product baculoviral IAP repeat-containing protein 6-like. NCBI's taxonomy places the organism in Eukaryota, Metazoa, Mollusca, Bivalvia, Pectinida, Pectinidae. The transcript has 2 exons. The record is from RefSeq and is a predicted model, not a curated record. The annotation marks the transcript as partial.
AAACAUGGGUCAGUGUUAAAAAAAACUUGAUCUAUUUGGCCAAGGUGCCUUCGUAGCAUUUACCUUUAACAUUUCAUGCAAUUUUAGAGGUUUAUUUUUCACAGUAACCAAAGAACACAAUAUUUCUAAAUUUCAUUUGCAGUGGGCAACAGUUUGUGUGGAGCUUCCCCAUGCCGUCCUGAAGAGUGUGUGUUCUAGUCUUGUGUCAGAAAUGAGGAGACUGAUGGUGUACAACCCCGGUUUGUCAGUAGCCUCUGCUAUAAGUGACAGACUGACGUACCUCCUGCCCAACCCACAGCUAUUGGAGGGCAGUAGUGCCCCAUGUGAGAGGGCAAUGAUGUACAGUGAAGCAGCUCGACAAGAGACAUUCAAAAAAUGGCCACAUAUGAACUACAAAUGGGCUUUACCAGAUCCUAUGUCCCAGGCAGGCUUUUACCAUCAGCCCAAUUCUAUUGGAGACGACAGAGCUAUGUGCUUUACUUGCAAUGUGUGUCUGGUGUGUUGGGAACCCACAGAUGAACCCUG